Messenger RNA from Acanthosepion pharaonis, 681 nucleotides. Lineage: Eukaryota; Metazoa; Mollusca; Cephalopoda; Sepiida; Sepiidae. The record is from the annotation of a GenBank genome assembly.
AUGGCUUUAAGCGAUGCUGACGUCCAGAAACAGAUCAAACAUAUGAUGGCCUUCAUUGAUCAGGAGGCCAAUGAAAAAGCAGAAGAAAUUGAUGUCAAGGCUGAGGAAGAAUUUAACAUUGAGAAGGGACGUUUGGUUCAACAACAAAGAGUGAAAAUCCUGGAAUAUUAUGAACGGAAAGAAAAACAAGUAGAGCUACAAAAAAAAAUCCAAAGUUCUAAUCUUUUAAAUCAAGCCAGACUCAAAGUAUUGAAGAGCCGUGAAGAUCAUGUCAGGGAUGUUUUGGAAGAAGCCAGGAGACGUCUUGGACAAAUUGCUCAUGACAGAGCACGAUACAGGCAGGUCUUGGAAGGCCUUAUUUCCCAGGCCUUCACUCAACUACUCGAGCCCUAUGUGAUUAUCAGGUGCCGAGAGCAAGACCAUAGCAUCAUCAAAGAAGUCUUACCUCAGUGCCAAGAGAAUUACAAAAGGGCUACCAAGAAAGACAUCAAAGUCUCUCUCAACACAGAGAAUUUCUUGCCAAGUUCUGUAUCGGGAGGUGUGGAAGUGUAUGCCCAGCAAGGUAAAAUUAAGGUGACCAAUACAUUGGACAAACGAUUGGACCUCAUCAGCCAACAGAUGUUACCUGAACUGAGAGAGGUUCUCUUUGGCAGAAAUCCAAAUCGUCGCUUCCUGAACUAA